AUGUGUGCUGUGUACACAAAUCACUUUGUUUUUUUCUGUCUAGGUGAGCCACCCACGGGCUUCCGUGAAGUCCUGUUGAAAGAGGGUCCUGAGGGUUUUGCACGGGCAAUUCGGCAGCAUCAGGGUCUUCUACUGAUGGACACCACUUUCAGAGACGCCCACCAGUCUCUGCUGGCAACUCGCGUCAGGACACAUGACCUCAAGAAGAUUGCUCCCUUUGUGAGCCACAACUUCAAUAACCUCUUCAGCUUGGAGAACUGGGGAGGAGCUACAUUUGAUGUAGCAAUGCGUUUUCUGUGGGAGUGUCCGUGGAAGAGACUCCAGGAGCUCAGAGCUCUGAUUCCCAACGUCCCAUUUCAGAUGCUACUACGUGGAGCCAAUGCUGUGGGAUACACAAACUACCCUGAUAAUGCUGUGUUCAAAUUCUGUGAGGUAGCCAAAGAGAACGGAAUGGAUAUCUUCCGUGUUUUUGACUCCCUGAAUUAUAUUCCCAACAUGCUUUUGGGGAUGGAAGCUGCAGGGGCGGCGGGAGGUGUGGUGGAGGCAGCCAUUUCUUACACGGGAGACGUGUCUGACCCCAUGAGACAGAAAUACUCAUUGGAGUACUAUCUGAAGCUAGCCAAUGAGCUAGUUAAGGCUGGAACACACAUACUGGCUAUUAAGGACAUGGCUGGCCUGCUGAAGCCUGAAGCCAGCCGUUUAUUGAUUGGAGCAUUGCGGGACCGUUUCCCAGACAUUCCCAUCCACGUUCAUACUCACGAUACGGCAGGUGCAGGAGUCGCGGCAAUGUUAGCCUGUGCACAAGCAGGCGCAGAUAUAGUGGAUGUAGCAGUUGACUCAAUGGCUGGCAUGACCUCUCAACCGAGCAUGGGUGCCAUCGUAGCCUGCACCAGAGGAACCAAACUUGAUACUGGUGUUUCUCUGGACAGAGUGUUUGACUACAGCGAGUACUGGGAAGUGGCUCGUGGUCUGUACGCUCCCUUCGACUGCACCGCCACAAUGAAGUCUGGUAAUGCAGAUGUUUAUGAAAAUGAGAUCCCAGGGGGCCAGUACACCAACCUUCACUUCCAGGCCCACAGCAUGGGCCUCGGUAACAAGUUCAAAGAGGUGAAGAAAGCCUACGCUGAAGCCAACAAGCUGCUGGGAGACCUUAUCAAAGUGACCCCCUCGUCUAAGAUUGUGGGUGAUCUGGCUCAGUUUAUGGUGCAGAACUCUCUCUCUCUGGCUGAUGUGGAAGAGAGAGCAGACGAGCUCUCCUUCCCUCUGUCUGUUGUGGAGUUUCUGCAAGGACACAUUGGAAUACCACACGGAGGAUUCCCUGAGCCCUUCAGGUCAAAGGUUCUCAAGUCCUUGCCUAGAAUCGAAGGUCGUCCCGGGGCUUCACUUCCACCGAUGGACUUUGAGGCUCUUGAGUCUGGUCUACGAUCGGCAUAUGGUGAUGACAUCACCCCUGAAGAUGUGAUGUCAGCAGCCAUGUACCCCAAAGUUUUCCAGGAGUUUAAAGAGUUCACAUCAAACUUCGGCCCGGUGGACUGCCUUAACACUCGCCUGUUUCUGGACGGCCCCAAAAUCGCAGAGGAGUUUCAGGUUGAGUUAGAGAGAGGGAAAACGCUGCACAUCAAAGCCUUGGCCUUGGGUGACUUGAACAAGUCUGGUCAGAGAGAAGUGUUUUUUGAACUCAACGGCCAGCUGCGUUCAGUCUUGGUCAAGGAUACGGCAGCAAUGAAGGAGAUGCACUUUCACCCUAAAGCCUUGAAAGACGUGCGGGGACAGGUUGGAGCUCCCAUGCCCGGUAAAGUGGUGGAAGUAAAGGUGAAGCCAGGCCAGAAGGUGGAGAAAGGUCAGCCUCUCUGCGUACUCAGCGCCAUGAAAAUGGAGACCGUCGUCAACUCGCCAAUCUCAGGCAUAAUAUCCAAGGUGCAUGUCAAUCCCGACAGCAGCCUGGAAGGGGAUGACCUCAUCCUGGAAAUAACCGAAUAAAAUGUAAAAGCUACAGAGGUUAAAGGUUGCUUUUUUCUAGAAUUCAUUUUUUGACUGAUCUUUUAAUUUGGUGGAUUGGUGGUAUUGUGAUUGCUGAUGAUUCUAACGUGGUGUAAAACUCUCCUGAGCUUUCAGAGUCAGAAUAGUUUUUUGGCUGUUGUUUGAUUCAAAAUAGAAGCAUAUAGAUGAAGCAUUUAUAGCCUGUAACCAGAAACCACAGAAGCCAUUUUGUGAUUUACUUUUUGGUAUUCAGUUAUCGCUCUGUUAAUACACUGAGGACACUGAAUUUACUUACAGCCUUGAGGAAAGGAGGACACAUGACACCGACAUUACAGACAGAUGAUUCCAGUUUUAUUAUUAUUAUUUUUAAGUCAAUUAAAAUGAACACGAUUCAUUAUAAAUCCAGAUGACAAUAACAUAGCUGAAUUUAAAUGCGUGUGUGUACGUGUGUGUGUGUGUGUGUGUGUGUGAGUGAGAGAGAGAGAGAGAGAAACACUGCAAGUUGUAAGUUUGAAGAGGAACAGCAGUUUCAUAUUAAUGUCAUGUUAGUGGAGCGUAAAAUCAUCAUUUUAAAAUGUCUGAAAUAUUAAUACCAGCAACUAUUCUAGUAGAUGCACAUUAAGCACAGUGUCGUCAUGAUAACAUCAUACUGCAGUGCAGAUCUUGCCAAAAGCAAUAAAGUUGAUUAAUCAUGAACACAUAAGCUAUUCAGAUGUAUAUAAUAAUCAACAAUAAUUGAAGAUUCAAAACCAGCCAUUUUUUUUGGACUAGCUCAUUAUGAGGAAUGUGAGUGUAGCUAAUGUAAUGUGGUAAAUGUGUUAUAAUGCUUUUGAAAGUUAGUGCACAACAAAUUCCUUAUUUCUUCCUCCUCUCCUCCUCUUUUUAAUCACUCUAUCACCUUGCACCACGGGAGCUCUCAGGUAUGCGCUUCCACUGUAAGUGAACAGCAAGUCAUUACAUAAGCAAUAAUGAAGUAAACAAAUGCAAAACAUAUGUCUGUGGGGCAGCAAAGAGAAGCUUCAUUUUACAAAUACUCCUACAAAAUGUUUUGUAAAUGUAAUUGUGUAAUAUGUUUACAUAAAUCCCACUUAAACGCUCAAACAAUGUGUUUUUCUCAUUCAGCAGAAUGCGUUUUAAAACAUUCCCUAUUUGAAUGCUGUAGAAAAGGAGACCGUAAUUAUGGGUAACCGUUGAUGCACCUUUAAUACUGAAAGUCUUCAGUCUGUUAUUAAUGAUAUGCUGCACAAGAUAGUUCAUACUUGACCUUGAAAUAAGCCUUGAUUGUAGUUUCAUAUAGAAAUCUAACUGUGACAUUUCAAGGUGGUUACAUACUGAAAAUGGGAUUCACAAAAGAAAAUCUGGAGUUUUUUUUACAGCAAUAUAGGGUCCCAAUACAAGGUUCAAACUGAUUGAAAAGUUGAUGUAGUGUGAAGAGAUCAAAGGACGAGGGUGAUUGUUUAUUGAGCUUUUGGAUGCAUUCAGUUUUUCUGAUUGAAUCUGGCUUGCUUAUCAACGGCAUACUGCAGAGAGGUUCCACAAUUUUACAAUGGCUUUUCAAUAAAUCAUGUGACUUGCACAUGGUUCUCACACAUGUUGAGCUUAAAUUAUUAGCUUUUGUGUGAUAGAGAGGAAGUGUGUGACUGAGCCUGUGCAAAAAGUGUUCAUAUGUUUUCGUGU
Molecule: messenger RNA, 3657 nt
Organism: Rhinichthys klamathensis goyatoka
Lineage: Eukaryota; Metazoa; Chordata; Actinopteri; Cypriniformes; Leuciscidae
Gene: pcxb
Product: pyruvate carboxylase b
Exons: 9
Coding region: 1-1980 (659 amino acids)
Biological process (GO): pyruvate metabolic process; gluconeogenesis
Cellular component (GO): cytoplasm
Molecular function (GO): pyruvate carboxylase activity; ATP binding
Source: RefSeq, a predicted model, not a curated record